Messenger RNA from Solanum verrucosum, 1191 nucleotides. RefSeq names its product F-box protein CPR1-like. The transcript has a single exon. NCBI's taxonomy places the organism in Eukaryota, Viridiplantae, Streptophyta, Magnoliopsida, Solanales, Solanaceae. The coding region runs from base 1 to 1191 and encodes 396 amino acids. Gene Ontology annotation, molecular function: protein binding. The record is from RefSeq and is a predicted model, not a curated record.
AUGUUAGAUGGAAUUAUGAAGAAAUUGCACGAAGAUGUGGUGAUUCACAUUCUUUUAGAGUUGCCAGUGAAAUCUCUGAUGCGAUUCAAGAGCAUUUCUAAAAUUUUGUACACUCUCAUACAUUGCUCCAUUUUCAUCAAUCUUCAUCGCAACCGCAGAAGAAACACAAAAGAUGAAUUGCUUAUCUUAAAGCGACCCAUCUUUCUAGAUGAAAACCUAUAUAAAAAUAUAUUGUAUUUUCUUUCCAGUAACGAUAACGAUGAUAAUGAUGAUACCCUAAAGCACGUUUCUCCAGAAAUAGAUGUACCAUAUUUUGACACUGAUUUUUGUGUUCAAUUUCAACAGCUCCUUGGUUCUUCUCAUGGUUUGAUUGCUUUGACAGAUUUUGAAGACAUCAUUUUUCUAAAUCCUACUACUAGAAAAUAUAGACUUCUCCCACACAGCCCUUUUAGGUGUCCAAAAGAUUUCGUUUAUGUCACCAGAGGUCUUGGUUUUGGAUAUGACUCAAUCGAAAAAGAUUACAAGGUAGUCAGGUUUUAUGAACUGUCUUCGGAACCUUAUGAUAGGGAUUUUGAAGCGAGACAUAGCAGAGUUGAGGUUUAUGAUUUUUGCACAGAUACUUGGAGGUGGGUCAUUCCUACAGUAAAGUUGUUGCCCAGGGUGCAUCGCUAUGUUAGUUCCGAAGCCUUUUUUAGUGGAGCCUGUCAUUGGACUGCACAGGAUGAUGAUGCAGUGCCCAUCGUUCUCUGCUUUCACUUAACCACCGAAUCUUUUCGCAACAUAAAAUUGCCUGAUACUUGUUAUUUCUAUGACAAUAAAGGUUAUGGGCUCACAGUUUGUCAAAACUCUCUAACCUUAAUUUGUUACCCACAUCCAAAAUGCCAUAUUGAACCAGGACAAGAGUUCACAGAUAUUUGGUUCAUAAAGGAGUAUGGUGAAGAUGAGACAUGGAUUAAGAAAUAUACAAUCAGACCUCUUCCCAUUGAAUCCUCGUUUGCAAUUUGGAAGGAUCAUGUAUUACUUUUUCAAACCGGAACUGGAACUUUGAGUUCCUAUGAUAUUCAUUCCGAUCAAAUCAACGAAUUCGGUUACCAAGCUAAUCGUGGUAGUUUGAGACUUCUAGUAUACAACGAAGCCCUCACUAUAAUUCCAAGAGAAAGCAACGAAGCUACACAAGUUCUAAAUUUUUGA